AUGAAGGCUUGGAGCUGGCAGGACUCGCUUCGCCAAGCGGCCACCAUCCGCACGCUGCCGCACGCGUGGAAGGACCACCUCCCUCCGCAACAGCAGCAGCUCGACGCGCAACUACCGCCGGCAUCAGCAGCCUCUUUUGAAAAGCUCCUGAAUGCUUGCAACAGCAGCCCUGCGUUCUCGUCUCGUCUUGCUCCCCUCGACGAUGUCGCAUGCGCGUCGCUGCCCGCGCUCGAACCACUGCCACGAGGCGCGGAAUUGGUGUCGGUAAGGGCAAGUUCCGACCAAUUCUCCCCAGCUUCCUCGCUCCGCCUGUCAGCGGCGCACUUCCAGCCUCCAGUGCCCUCCCCCGCGGGCGACGCACCUGGGGCUGAAUCCAUGAAAACGGACGAGGCGCAGGAGGGGCAGAGGUGCGAGUGGGAGGGGGGAUGUUGCGAGGCGGACGAGGUGAUGUCGCCGCGGAGCAGCACAGGCAGCUGCUGCGACCCCGACGACCUCGACUCGCUGCUGGAAGCACCGCACGCCUUCGGUCAGCUCGCGUGGGAAUCUGAAAUUCAUUCCCAAUCGUCUCAUUCUCGCAGCAGCUCCUGCGAUCUCGCUCUGCCACCCGAUUAUUCGCCGUCCGCCACUUGCGACUCGCGCCUCCCCUUGGAACUGCUCGAAUCAGCUAGCUCGAGCUUCACGGCGAACCCUCAUUUCCAACUGAGCUCCCAAUGCGUGAUUGACGGCGAGAGGAUUCCCGAGAUGGUGUUGUGGUUACUCCAACAAGGCUCGGGUCAUGAAGACGACAUGAUGGCGCAACUGCAGCAGGUCGCGGCGGUGCUGGCGGUAUUAGAGGCUCGGGAGGGCGUGGUGCACGGCGAAAGGGCCCUGCCUCAGAAUUCAGAGUCGAUGGUCUCAGCUGGCCUCACAGAUCUCCAAAAGAAGGAGCUCACGGAUGCGUUUAGGAGAAUCGACAAGGACGGCGAUGGCGUUAUCACGGCGGACGAGCUCGCCUCCGCGCUGAACCUCAUCGGCGUCUCGGCGUCGGAAGAUGUAGUAUCGUCUAUGAUGCGAGAAGGGGAUUUCGACGGUAACGGUAGCGUCAACUUGGAGGAGUUUCUAGCGCUGAACGCCAUGGCGGAACGCCUAGGGGGCGACGUGUCGCGGUCGGUGCUGAAGGACGUGUUUCAGGUGUUCGACGUGGACCACAACGGCAUGAUCUCCGCCGACGAGCUCUUCCGCGUCAUGGCGAAUGUCGAGGGCGGCGGCGUGACGCUAGACGAGUGCAAGCGGAUGAUCAGCAGCGUCGACAUGGACGGCGAUGGGUUCGUCGACUUCCCCGAGUUCGAGCGGAUGAUGCAGGCGCAGAACGUCGUCAGGCACGUCGCCUGCUGA
Messenger RNA from Closterium sp. Yama58-4, 1374 nucleotides. The record is from the annotation of a GenBank genome assembly. Lineage: Eukaryota; Viridiplantae; Streptophyta; Zygnematophyceae; Desmidiales; Closteriaceae.